Molecule: messenger RNA, 1112 nt
Organism: Myotis myotis
Lineage: Eukaryota; Metazoa; Chordata; Mammalia; Chiroptera; Vespertilionidae
Gene: MDFIC
Product: MyoD family inhibitor domain containing
Exons: 5
Coding region: 363-1094 (243 amino acids)
Source: RefSeq, a predicted model, not a curated record
GCCGGGUCGGGGCCGCGGGCCAAGUGCCCCAGGCUCCCUCCGUCCGGAUGUGAUGAAAGGCGGCCGACGAGGAAGCGCUGGGGAGGCCGGCGUGGAGGACGGGGGAAAGGCGGGCGCCGAGGGACCGGGAGCCGCGGGGAGGCGGGGCCGGAGCCCGGGGGCAGCCCCGGCCCGUGGCCGCUCCGCCCCCACCGCCGGGCCCCCGGGGCGAGCUGCGAGCUCGGCCGGAGCCUCGCUAACUUUUCCGGGCGGAAGAGGAGGAGAAACGGGCUGGGGCCGAGUUGUGGGUGGGAGGAUGCCGAGCAGCCCGCUCCCUGCGCCCGGCGGGGCGGCCAGCUAGGCGGCCGUCGGCGGAGCGGCCCAUGUCCGACGCCGGCGAAGCCCUGGGUCCGGGGCCCCGACCGGGGGCCGAAGCUGGCGAGGGCCGCCUGGGCGCCCCGGCCCGGGAUAAAUGUGAAAAAGAAAAUACUGAGAGAGAUAUAACUCAUGCCACCAAUAGCUGCUUCACACAUGGAGAGAUGCAAGACCAGUUCAUUUGGGGAAAUUGUUCAGAGGAUGAACUCAUCAGAACCCAACCUCAGCGCUUGCCUCAGCUUCAAACUUCAGCACAAGAACCAAGUGAGGAGGACAUAGACAAGACAAAGAACUGCCACAAAAGUCUGAGCAACGGAAAUGGAAUUCACCAUGGAGUCAAACAUGUGUCUGUGGAGAAUCGAAGACUUUCAGCACCUGUUUCCCAAAAAAUGCAUAGAAAAAUUCAGUCCAGCUUGUCUGUAAAUAGUGAUAUCAAUAAGAAGAGUAAAGUGAAUGCAGUCUUUUCCCAAAAGCCAGGCUCCUCACCUGAAGAUUGCUGUGUCCACUGCAUCCUCGCCUGCUUGUUCUGUGAAUUCCUGACCCUCUGCAACAUCGUCCUGGGACAAGCUUCCUGUGGCAUCUGUACCUCAGAGGCCUGCUGCUGUUGCUGCGGAGAUGAAGUGGGGGAUGACUGCAACUGCCCUUGUGACAUGGACUGUGGCAUCAUGGACGCCUGUUGUGAAUCAUCAGACUGUUUGGAAAUCUGUAUGGAAUGCUGUGGAAUCUGUUUUCCUUCAUAAAUAUUUAUCUUUUGUUUG